This is a messenger RNA of Epinephelus moara (kelp grouper), 966 nucleotides long. RefSeq names its product odorant receptor 131-2-like. Gene Ontology annotation, cellular component: membrane. Gene Ontology annotation, molecular function: G protein-coupled receptor activity. NCBI's taxonomy places the organism in Eukaryota, Metazoa, Chordata, Actinopteri, Perciformes, Serranidae. Gene Ontology annotation, biological process: G protein-coupled receptor signaling pathway. Bases 1 to 966 code for a protein of 321 amino acids. The record is from RefSeq and is a predicted model, not a curated record. The transcript has a single exon.
AUGCAGAAUCUGACUGAAUAUCCAGGCAAUGCAACUUCCAGCAGAAGCCUGUCUGUGAUCAUCAAGAUGUGUGUGGUGGUCCCCUCCUUCUGCCUCUUCUUCUGCUGCAUUAUUGUCAUGCUGCACAUCUUUGCAUCUCACAGGCAGUUCCUGGACACAUCACGUUACAUCCUGUUUGCCUACAUGCUGAUCAAUGACACUGUCCAGCUCUUGUUCUCUGUGUUGCUCUUUCUUUUUGCCAUGGGCAGGGUAAAAUUUGCUUUUGUCCUAUGUGUUCCUCUGUUGUUUGUUUCAAGUGCCACUUUCCAGAACACACCUUUGAUUCUUGCCACAAUGUCACUGGAGCGUUAUGUUGCCAUCUUCUAUCCCCUGCAGCGCCCAGCCGCCUGGCGCUCAGACCGUAUCUGGAUCAUUAUUCUGUCCCUGUGGCUCAUCAGCUGUAUCUUCCCUGUGAUUCACUACUCCAUCGGGGAGAUUGAUCCUGCUGUGGAUAUCCUCUCUACCCCUGUGCUUUACACAUCUAGCAUCGUCAACUCAUCUCCAAUCCAGGAUAUGUUCCGUGCUGCUGAAAAUAUUCUCUUCUUUGCAGUAGUAGCUGUUGUCAUCAUCUUUACAUAUGUGAGAAUCCUGCUGGAAACCAGGAAAAUGAGACAAGAUAAAGUGUCUGUGAACAAAGCCAUGCACACUGUGCUGCUACACGGCUUUCAGCUGCUGCUAUGCGUGUUGGCCUUCACUUAUCCGAUCACUGAAACUCUCAUAGUGCUGCAUGCCAACUGGUUGCCAGGGGACAUUGCCUUUUUUAACUUUUUCUGUUUCAUCCUUACUCCACGCUUUCUCAGUCCGCUCAUCUACGGCUUUAGAGAUCAGAGUCUCAGGGGCUGCAUCAAGAAAACGUUCCCCUGCUGCUCAGACAAAGUCAAACCUGGUGUCAGAGGCAAGCUGCAGGACAAGUUGCAGGCAAGCUAA